GUGAAAGUGAAAGUAAAGUGUGAAACUCCACCACCCUUUUCCUCCGUUAUUUCUGGAACAGACGUCGUGUUACAUUCUGUUCGUUGACAAAUUAGUCUUUCAACUGUUUUGGUUUAUUUUAAUAAACUCCUAAUAGUUUUAUUCACCAGUUACAAACAGCUUUACCUUGGAGUCAGACUUGUUUUGUUAGUGAAAUGAAGACCUUUCCGACCUCGGCGGUCUGGUGUUUUGGGAUUCUGUUCAUCAGUGUUUUAUUGAAAACGACAGGGUCGUCUGAGGUUCAGGUUGUUGGACCGGCUGACACAGUCGUUGCCUUAGCUGGUGAUGACGUCAUUCUACCAUGUUCCCUGAAACCCAGUGUCAGUGCUGAGGACAUGGUAGUGAAGUGGACAGGAUUGGACCUGAAAACGAAAAACGUCCAUCUUUACCGUGACGGUCGAGACUCCAACAAGGAUCAGUCUCCAUCCUACAGGGGAAGAACAUCAUUGUUUCAAGAAGAACUGAAGAACGGCAUUGUCUCCUUAAAGCUGACCAGAGUUACUCUCUCUGAUGCUGGAAGCUACAAGUGCUUCAUUCCAACACUGACCAGCCAGGUGAAGGAAACCACCGUUCAACUCUUUGUUGGUGUUGUGUCUCAGCCAGUGAUCUCUAUUAUUGGAACCAAAGACUGGGGGGUGGUCCUGAAGUGUGAGUCUGGAGGCUGGCUUCCUGAACCUAAGAUGGAGUGGCUGGACAGUUCUGGAACCAUCCUCCCUGCUGAUGGACCUCCAGAGAGACACAGGGACUCAGAGGGCCGCUACGCUGUGAGACGACAUGUCACCGUGAACAAGACUGACACCAACAGGUUCACCUGUAGAGUUAAUCAGACGGAGAUCAACCACCUGAAGGAGACAGAGAUUCAUGUCCCAGGUGAAGUCUUCAUUGGUUAA
This is a messenger RNA of Salvelinus namaycush (lake trout), 929 nucleotides long. RefSeq names its product butyrophilin subfamily 1 member A1-like. The record is from RefSeq and is a predicted model, not a curated record. The coding region runs from base 195 to 929 and encodes 244 amino acids. NCBI's taxonomy places the organism in Eukaryota, Metazoa, Chordata, Actinopteri, Salmoniformes, Salmonidae. The transcript is spliced from 3 exons.